UCCCGUGAAAAACAAACUAUCGUUUUGCUUAAGUAUAAAGAUUUAUUUAAUUAGUUAUUGAUAUGGCAAGUGAAAAAAAUAUUUUUGGUCAAACAAAUGAAACAAACUUACAUAAGGUCAUACGCAGAGUUGAAGAAAUAUGGAAUCGUCGUUUCAUGCAUUCCAAUUGUGUUUCAAAUAAUCCAAAUAAAGGACAAAUAUCAAAAAAGUAUACUAAAGCAAUUAUUAACGAAAAUAUUUAUCCUAUAACGAAUUCCAUUAUUCCAAAAAAACGCACGUAUCGAAAAACGAAUAAAAAUGAUAAAAUUAUUUCGGAAAAAUUGAAAUUGAUACAGCGAGGAGAAUUCGGAACACUUAUUAAGAAUGAAAAAUCUAGAAAAUAUAAAAAUAAAAUUUUAAAUUCAACAGAAAAUAAAAAUAUAGCAAUUUCAAAAGACAAUCCGCUAUUAAUACCAGCUGAAUUGUUAAAAAAGAGCUAA
Messenger RNA from Daktulosphaira vitifoliae (grape phylloxera), 479 nucleotides. RefSeq lists its product as uncharacterized. The coding region runs from base 63 to 479 and encodes 138 amino acids. The record is from RefSeq and is a predicted model, not a curated record. NCBI's taxonomy places the organism in Eukaryota, Metazoa, Arthropoda, Insecta, Hemiptera, Phylloxeridae. The transcript is spliced from 4 exons.